Molecule: messenger RNA, 1061 nt
Organism: Dicrocoelium dendriticum
Lineage: Eukaryota; Metazoa; Platyhelminthes; Trematoda; Plagiorchiida; Dicrocoeliidae
Source: the annotation of a GenBank genome assembly
GAUCAGCUGUUCCCACGCAACGUUGGUCAAGCUGAAUUCGGAAAGCAAACGAGGAUCAGCAGGAACCCUGCAUCCACUGCACAUUGCAAAUGCAUGCCUCGACGCUUGUUCAUGAGCAAAUGUCUUCCGGUCAUCAACUUCCUUGAUGUACGUAGACAAGUCGAAGACCAUAUCAAGAAAUGAACCCGCGAAUGUUGAGACGCAUUUGCAGCAAUUACACCCCGAGUGUUGAAGAACGGAUGUUCUAUGAGAUCCUCACGAAAACACACCCUGACUCAUGGAAUCAUGUGGGACAGAAGUCGCGAAGUGCGAUGUGGAAACAUUUGCUCUCAAUCGCGUCUUACCAAUGAGUGAAAAUGAAUACCACUGUGGAGGAGAGUCAAAAAACGAAUUGAAGCAUCGAACACAUUCGAGGUGAGGAUGAGAACGAUUGUAGGAUCAAAUUGAUGCGGACUAGAUGAAAAGAAACCAGCGUUGUUGCUGCAUCCUCCAAAACAUUCGGUGAGACCGAUGGGAGUCAGGCAGGUGAUACGUGUAUCAAAAGAUGAAUCCACGCUGAAAAUGCAACCGUGUCCAGGGCUGUACCCAUCCUCGGAGGGAGAAUAGAAAUACGACACAGCUCAUACCGUAAAACUGCAAACUCCGAAACUGACGCAGUCUCUGAUAUUGAGUUUGUCAUGAAUGCUUCCAUUUUCAGUGCGGAAACUACGGCUCCAUCGAUAUUCACGCGGCCGGCUGUGAAAGUUUCAGUGGGGACUAAGCCACAUUUGAACAACCAAGCGAAAUUCGCGCUGGUCAUUUCGGGUCGACAAUCGAAAUGGUGAUUGAGUACUCAGUCGUCUUACCAAGCCUCCCGCUCUGGGAUCAAUGAACCACUAGCUGAGUGUGACAAACACAGGUGGUCAGAGGCACGACCCUGUGACGACUCCGCUGGAACAGGGAGUUGGAAUGAUGGACUAUGGGGAAGAUUGGGGUAGGUAAAUUGUUCUCUUAUCUAGGAAAUUGGUUUGAAGGUUACCCGCGGUAAAAUGAGCGGCAUGUAAGGAUUUAUAAGAAACCAU